UUGCAAGGGUAGAAAGAAGAGAAGGCUGGUUGGUUUAGAUAGUCCUGUCUUGGGACUGGGAGAGCGCGCGACUCGGGUGGGGAGAGGAGCAGCAUGUCCAGGGGUUGUUGUUUUUUGCCUAGGCCUGCCGUGACGGCGUUGCAUAGAAAUAACUGUUGAGGGGAAGGGAAGUCUGUUUGCCAUUGGCGGAGGGAGGCGUCUUCUUCAGAGUGUGGCCUUCACAAUUUUGUUAUAGGACGGUGUAGGGUCUAGUAAUGUUGUUCAGACUCCUGGAAGUGUCGCUUCGAAAGAAUGCUAAAUAGAGACUGGGCUUGUGUAGGCAACAGGGUGGGUGCUGCUAGGGGAGGAGGCUUGCAAGUCCCUACCUGGAUUCCCCUAAAACGGUUUAGCAUUUAAAAUCCCGAGAAGGCGGGGGUGAAGCAGGCAGCUCAGCUGCUUUUGGCUCUUGAUUUGUGUCACUAUUAGUGUGUUCUUGACAGAACCUGGAAGAAUUGUUGUCGCUGGUGUGAUUUCCUCAUGCAAAAGCCUUAGAGGUCUUGGAAGAAACAUUAUUUUAAAAACUUGCUAAGUUUGAACUUCAUUGGGACACGUUAAGAGGAAGCCUAGAGUUUUUCUCUCUCUCUUUUUCCUAAUCAUUUUAAACUAGGAUAGUGUGUUUAUCCUGGUAUUGAUUUGGCGCAUCGUAACUUAGGGCAAGGUUCUAGAAAAAAUUAUAAUUGUUUUUUUCUAGCUGAUAAGAGUGCAUUGGUAGGAAAAGUUCUUUUUGGGGGUAUUAUUGUUAAGCAUUCUGCCCAUCCUUUUCCCCAAGAAUGGUACAGAAGGGUCACAAGAGUAAGCAGGACCAAACUUCACUUUGUCUGUUCCCAGAAGUGGGGAUGGAAGCCCAAGUUGGGCAACCAGCAUCUACUAUAGAUGGUCCAUAUACAGAUGCAAACAGACACACAGAACAAUCCUUCUCUUUGCUGCCUCUGCUGCAGCCUAGUAAUUUAACAGAGGAACUCAUUCCUAAUUCUGGGGUGAAACUGCAACAGAACAGACUUGUCACUAAAAGAAGGGGAUGGGGGAGAGGUGGUAGAAAAAAGGCUACAAAGGCAGUGGGCUGUCAAACAAGGGCAAAGAGUGCUGAGGAUAUAAAAUUGGAGAACAUCUUGAUGGAAGGAAGUGAUUCAGAAAUGACUGUCCAGAAUAGGGGGAGACAGCAAAAUCAUGUUUCUUCUAGAGUUACUUUGCAAGGUGAAUUAGCUUCAAAGGUUAGAAAGAAAAGAAGAGGUAGCUCCUCAUUGGAAAUGGGAUCCUAUGGAAAAGACAUAACCCUAAAGAAAAAUUGUAUUAGCUGUUUGCUUGAACCUGAACUAAAUACCCACAGCUGCAUGGAGAAAGCAAAAGGCUUAAGAAAAAGGCACAUCUUCAUAAAAUCAGAGAUUAGCAAGGAAGUUCAAAAUCUAACAGGGGAAAAAGGUUGCUUAGUAGGGCUCAAAACUCCUGAAGUAAUAGGGAGCCUGCAGAAAAGCAGCAGCAGCUGUUCUGCCUCAAAACCAGAACCUCUGCAGAAAUCAUUGUACUUGAGAGAGAUAACUAAGCCUGUGAGGCUAGAGCAGAAGACUGUUAAGAGCCGGGGCAAAAGGCAAAGGAAAAAGAGGAAGUGCUUAUCCUCUAAGUCAGAGUUAUGUGUCCAAAGUGUAAGCCUUCAGAAAUGUCAAAGAAAGCAGAGGAAUAUUAGUUGCUGUAAAUCACAACCGCAAAGCUUUGCUCCUGAGAGCAAAGCAAACACAGUGAAGAUUAGAUCAUCCUCAGUCCCAAACCUGCCAAAUGGUAACUCUGUGGAAGAGACAGAACAUCUAGGUGAGAGAGCCUGGUUGGUAGAGCCUCAGGAAUCAGGAAGAGCCUUGAGAAAAAGAGAGUCUUCCACUGCAGUGGCUUCAACAAAAUCUCAGGAUGUAGAGGCUCCGAAACAAAAUAGCAGACAAUUAUUGGUGUGUCUAGCUAAUCUAAAAGAUAGUAAAAAGUGCAGAUGCACUGCAGAAGAGGGGAGACAGAGAAUAACUCGAGCUUUUUUAAAAUCAAAGAUGUGUGAAAAUGAUGAUGAGAAGCUGUACUGGAAACUUGAAAAGUCUGUUACUACAGAGACUCCUGGGUGCAAGCAACUGAGACAAGGGAGCCUGAAGAAAAAAAUGGCUAUAGGACAAAUGAUAGAUUCUGUACUUACCAAAGAGCCGUUAAUUACCGGAGUAGAGGGUAGUUGUAAGAAACAGACAGGUGGAAAUUGUGAAAUUGUGACUUCAACUGAGCUAAAAAUAAAGGUCAAAGCAUCUAGUGAGCAAAGUCUAGAAGUUUUGCGCAUACAGCAUGAAAAACUGCUAGAGACUGAUCUGAGUACGUCUCAUGACUGCACUAUACAAAAUCUGCCAGAGCAAAGUCUUCCACUAUCUAAACCAGAUAAGGCUGAAUGCAAGGGUCCUCUUAGCUCUUGUUCUGGGAAGGAAGCUACAAUAUGUUGUGAUGCCACCUCUUCUCCUGUUACAAAUGCCAGAUGUCCACAGGUUUUGGAUAUAAAAGUAACUGAAAGGAAAGCAGAAAAGAACACAUUCGCAGUGCACCAGGAUGAAAAACCCAGAUGUCUUGCUAAGAAUAAUACCUUGCCAUGCAGAGUAGAAAAGAAUCCCAUUGUAAGAUUGCUAGACUGCCAUUAUAUUAAAGCACUGAUAAAACAUACAAAUGACGAGAACAUCCAAAGCUGCAAACUUCAUUGUGAAUCCCUAAAUGUUGCACUUGGUCAGAGAGAAGUUCGUUCUUCUCGCAGGGGCAUGGGACAGAAUGAUUUGAAUAGUAGCCCUAACAUAGUGCAAGCUGAAAGAUCACUUGUGCAAAAAACCAUAUUGGUUGAAAAAGGAAUGUGCCACAAUAAGAACUCCUCAAGAUGUUCAAAUGGAAAAAAGCGAUUCAGGGAGAAUAAGUGGUGUAUGGAUUUUAAAAAAUCAAGAAAAAAGAUAAAAAUGUCUGAGGACCUGGAAAAAGCAGCAGAGAAUGUUCUUAAAAACAUAAAUACUGAAACAUAUGAACUGCAGAUAGGUGCUAAAACUACUACAGCAGAUUCUUCGAUAGUUUCAGAAAAAAUAAACUAUAAUGAAACUGCUUCUUUAUCCAUAUUUGAUCAUACACCUAAUUUCCUACUGGAACAGCAUGCCCUAAAGCCUCAACAUCAACUUGAUAAGUUGUCUGGCAGUGAGAAAGUGAGUGGUGAAGCACACAUUGUCCCAUACCAUGACAGUGGCUUUGAGAAAUCUGGAGUUCUUAACAGAGAAAAGUAUGUUCUUGAGUCAAAGAGCAUAGAAACACAAACUGACAUGAGCAAUAACGUAGAUGUUUAUUCUAUAGGGGAGACAUUGGCAAGUGAAAAAAUCACUAGUUGCAACAACAAUGUAGCUUGCUGUAUAAAAAGAGAAAAAAGAAUGCCGAAAGAAAAAACAAUAAGUAAACCUGAGAGGAAAUUGCAGCUAUUCAGCUGUCAAAGAGUAGUACCAAUUUCUGGUAAAAAUAAUUGGCCCCAUGAAUCAUGUGCUAGGACUUCCAUAUGGAUUGGUGAGAAUCAUGCAUCAGACUUGGAAAGAGGGUUUUUAAGAGGCACUGAUUCAGUUGUGAACUCUGAGCAAGUGGAGUUCUGUAAGCCAUUGUCAAAUACUAGCAAAGCUUCUGAGAAUAAGUUAAUGAAUUGUAAAACAGAACUUCCUGAGAAAAUGCUAACUUCAGGAUCUCUACUUGAUAUGUGCAGGGCUACUGGUAAUGAGAAUAGACUUGCCUCUGUGGAUAUGGAAGACCCUAAACAGUGCACAUCUUUAAGCACUAAAAAGACAAAGAAAUCUAAAAUGUUUUCAUAUUCAUCAGUGAAAGAUGUUAAAGGAAGUUUAGUAAAGAGAAAUAUUUCAAUGCAUGUCCAAAAUGGUCCGCUUGUACACAACAAUAAAAGACAGACAAAUGUGAUGUACCUUGCCAAACAAGAACAAUUACUGAAAUCAUUAAACACAAGGAACCUCUCAAACUUCAAAAUUCCUUUACUUAAGGAUAAAAGUGAAUCUAGAAAAGCAGAAUGUGCUAAAUCAUUAAAAAAAGAGAUCUACAAUUCUUUGGACAUUCUAAAAGAUACUUUUGCUUCUGUAAAGAAAGCCACAACUAAGGAGACAUCAUCUGAUGUUAAUUUUGGGCAUUGGUUCUACUCUAAGCACAUUAAUGAUACUACAGUAACUAAACUAGAGGAGCAUGCAGACAUAUCUGUCAGUGAUGUUCCUGAAUGCCUGUCUAAAGAGAGAAGUACUUGUAAUGAAGAUGUAGAGGCUUUUCAUGAGAGUGAGCUAGAAUCAUCAACUUUGAAAGAUAGUCCUGACAUCUUGAGUACUGGAUAUAUAGAGAAACAAAUGCUGGACUCUGUUGUAGCAUCAGAAGUUAAGAAAGAUAAUUACAGCAAAAACUUUACACAGUAUAAAGGUAACUUUCAUGCAGACAUUCUUCAGGCUUAUGAAGAUGACAUCCUUGUGAUUGAUGUAAUUCAGGAUGACCCUGAUCUGUUUGGAGAUAUAGAUGAACAGAAAGCCACAAGCACAAAGGAGCAUAUUACUGAAAAUCACUUGAAUACCAGCAUCAUCUCAAAAGAAAAACUGGAGUUGGAAUCGGAAUCUUCUCAGCUUCAAAAGAGUAGGCAUUUGAAAUGCUGCCCUAGAGAGGGUCCCAUUCAGGAUUAUGGAACAAUGAACACAGAUGGCUGUAUUUCUUUGAAGAGAGCUGAUGAAAUUAAAGCAGAUUCCUUAAGUGGAGCCAGUUCUAUAGGAGGUAUAAAAGGGUCAUCUUUUGAGGAUGCACAGCUAACUGAAUUGGAUAAUCUUAUAGAAAGUACUGACUUGGAUGAAAAGUACAAAUGUUCAGAUAAACUGGCUGCUGUAAAAGAAGAAAAAGAAAAUAUUCAGCAAAUUGCAAAAACUGAGAGUACUCUAUAUGUUGAACCUGUGAGCAGCGUCUCUAAGCUACAACUGCCUCUGCCACUUCCUACUAUGAAAGCAAUUGUUCCCCAAUGGCAAGGCACAGCAGCGAUACCGUGGAUGAAUGGUUUCAGAUUGCCAAGGAAAGAUCCUGUUUUACUAUCAGCAUAUCCUAACAGUUAUGAAUCUUGGAAAGUAGACACAAAUGCAGUGACUAAUUUAGGGUUGGUCAGACUACCCCGUGGAUAUUGCAGAUUACAUUUCAAUACACUGAAUGGUUGUGACAGAAAAAAAUGCUGGUUUUCACAUGUUCCUGAACCAGGAAAUGAUAAGAUUUGCAAUGAAAUACUUAAGAAAUAUAUAAGUAUUGGUGAAGUAGUUUUGCUGAAGCGUGCAGUCCAGAUAUUUACAGAUUACUAUAAAGAAAUUACUCCAGGGAUACAUUUGGAUUCACAAAUACUAAAUGACCUGCUAACAUCUUUGCUGCAGGAUCAUUUGCUGAAAGAAUUGUUUCGUGUACUGAAUACUAGCAUAAUGAUUAAAAAACUGCCAACUGUAGGCCUUCUCCUCAAAGUGUUUGAGUAUGUGGCUUCGAUGAAAACAAAAGAGACAGUGCCUGAACUAAUUGACAUCUCUUGUAAGCUUGUUGAUGCUGGAAUGGUUCUUGAUUAUGAGCAUUUUAGCUAUAUCACCAAGUUCCUAAAACAACUAGAAGUUUCCAGUAAGGAAAUGGCUAUACUUUUAUCUAGAUUCCAGGCAAGGCAUUUCCACAAGGCCAGCAUUUGUGAUUUUGAUACAGCAAUAGCAGAAUUCCAGCACUGUAAAGAAAAAGGUGACUGGACUAAAUUGGGAACUUUGUACAUUAAUUUGAGGAGAGGGUGUGAAAACUUUGGAAACCUUGAAAAAUACUCAUUGUGCAUUGCUAACAUCUUAACAAAUUCCAUGAAGGGACAGAGACCAGGAAUUCCUUUCUGUGAAUUUGCAGCUGCAGUUAAUACUGAUCCACGUCAUAAUGAAGCAGACAAAACUUUAUUGGGAAGGAUUGGUAUCAGUGUUAUGUUCUCAUAUUACAGAACACAGCAAUGGUCAAAGGCCAGGAAAGUUCUGGAUGCAUUGCAUGCUUUACGAAUACAUUUCACAUUUUUGAAAGGGCUUAUUGGGCAAGAAAGAUUGGCUCCAAGAUGCCAAAUUGUUAACACUGCUGUGGAAAUCUUUCUUAAAAGUGGGAACCUAGAUGGAGCAAUAUGGAUAUUAAAAGAAUCCGAAUGGGUGAUAAACACACCUUCAUGGCCAUGUGAUAGAAUGGAUGUCCUCAGUCGACAUAAUCUGCUAUGUACAAUAGUAUCUGAAUGUGUUACUAAGAGCCGUUAUAAAGAAGCAUUUGAAGUCUUGCAAAAUCUACCAGGCUUUCAGAAAUCUUGUGAUACUCUGGAUGUCUCACAGUACAGCACUUUGUUUAACAAAUUUCUAAGUACUUGUUCAGAAAACAAAAACCUUGGAAUAUCUUCUGCUGUAGUGGAGUUCAUGUUUGCAAAGAAAAUCCCUAUUGAAUUUAAUUUACUUAGAGCAGUAAUCACAGCACUGGGAAGAAGUUGUUUGUGGGUUAAAGCCAGGACAUGUUAUAAAUGUGCUUUGGCAUUGGGUUGCUACCCACCACUGGAGGGAAAUCUUUACCGUAAACUUCUGCUGAUUCCAUUUUACAUGACUGAAGUUGAGAUGUUGUUAGCAAUUGAAAUCUUCUUGGUUUCAAAUGCUAGUAGUAUUCAGAGUCCUGGUGCUUCCAGUCAAAUACUCCAAAUAGUACUGAAAAGAUGUGAAGGCAACAGUGUUGGAAGCACAGAUGACUAUCAAAGUGCAGUGGACAGGCUAAUCCAAGCUGCUUGUAUAUCUAGUCCAAAGCUUUUCAUAAAACAUUUAACAGUAAAUAUUAACAAGGAGCAAGUUUAUAGCUUGGAAUACACGUAUGUUCUCAAAUGGUUGAAAGAGAACAUGAAAUGGGCAGGAAAAGCUUGGCUCUUUCAGUAGUCAUUGAUAGACUUCCGUUACAGUAAUCAUUGUUCAAAAUAAUAAAUCAAUAAAGAUGGUUUUUGUUGUGUUCA
Hemicordylus capensis (graceful crag lizard) is the source of this 7066-nucleotide messenger RNA. RefSeq names its product testis and ovary specific TOPAZ 1 (gene TOPAZ1). The coding region runs from base 810 to 6992 and encodes 2060 amino acids. Lineage: Eukaryota; Metazoa; Chordata; Lepidosauria; Squamata; Cordylidae. The transcript is spliced from 20 exons. Gene Ontology annotation, molecular function: metal ion binding. The record is from RefSeq and is a predicted model, not a curated record. Gene Ontology annotation, biological process: spermatid development; spermatocyte division.